Molecule: messenger RNA, 4485 nt
Organism: Closterium sp. Naga37s-1
Lineage: Eukaryota; Viridiplantae; Streptophyta; Zygnematophyceae; Desmidiales; Closteriaceae
Source: the annotation of a GenBank genome assembly
AUGCCUGGUAUGUUCCACCCUUACUUUGGAAGCUUCAGCAAUGCCUGGUAUGUUCCGGUUCCACCUUCCACCCUUCCUCUCGAGUUCGGGGUUCUGGGUUGUUUCAAACAAAAGCAACAACAAGGGCACCAACAGGGACAGCAACACGGGCAGCAACAGGGGCAACAGCAGCACGGGCAGCAACAGGGACAGCAACAGGGACAGCAACAGGGACAGCAACACGGGCAGCAACAGGGGCAAGUAUACACCAUAAUGGCGCGCACUGGUUCAUUCAUACGAAAGGCGGGCGCACAGGCAGAGAUCGUGCUGCGAGUGAAGCACAAGGGCAACCCCCCCUUCGCCUUCCUCUCAUCCAACCCCUCACACCCUCUUCCUUUCCCCCCGUUCUCCAGCCCCCAACAGAAAAGGUACCCCCGUUCCUCCCCUCCACCCCCUUUUCUCAUUACUCCCAUUCCCCUUUUCCUCCCCCACCCAUCUCCUGUUCCCCUUCCUUAUUUUUCCCAGCCCCCAACUGAAAAGAUUUACACCAUAAUGGUGCGGACUGCUUCAUUCAUACGAAAGGCGGGCGCACAGGCAGAGAUUGUGCUGCGAGUGAAGCAAAAGAGCAAUCCCGCCUUCGCCUUCCUCUCCCCUGACCACUCCUUACACCCCUUCUUCCGGUUCCUAGUGGCAAAUCCUCAGUUGGAUGAGGAGGAUGGGGAGAAGGAGGAGGGUAAGGAGGAAGGGAAGGAAGAGCAGGAGAGGGAGGAGGGAGUUGAGGGGAGGAAGGGGAAAGAGGAGGAAGAGGGGGAGGAUGAAGGGAGAGAAGGAGCCAGCAGAGAGGGGAGCGAAAGGCAACAGGGGGAACCAGCGGAGGAAGAUGGAGCAUCUGAGGAAAGGGUUACCGGGGAAAGAGUUAUCGAGGGAGUGGAGGGAAGUAGGUGGUUCACCGAGUCAGAACCUGCUGAAGCAGCGGAGGAGAUGGCGGAGGAGGGACGUGGGGAAGGUGGGUCUGAGAUCCCUGCACAGGAUAGUGCCUUCCCAGAACAACAGCCUCUCUCAGAACAGCCUCCCCCAGUUGAGCCUCCAGUGGUUUCAGAUGAGCCCCCCCCUCCUGGGAUGGAGACAGGAGAAGAAGCAGGGAGGGCGGAUCAAGGAGGAGGGGAGGGAGAGGCAGGAGAGGAAGGAGAGGAAGGUGAUGAAGGGGCGGAGGGAGGAGCGAAAGAAGCAGGCGGAGAAGGAGGAGCAGCAGGAGGAGCGGGAGGAGCAGGUGGAGAAGGAGGAGGACGAGUAGCACCAGGGGCGUUUUUGAGGCGCCUCAAAAACGACCUCAAUGCACGCGGAGGAGCGGGAGGAGCAGGCGGAGAAGGAGGGGGAAGAGUAGCACCAGGGGCGACAGGAGGGGAGGAGGCAGGCGAAGUGCCCGAGUCGGUGCGGGGGGUGGUGGGGAAGAUGGUGGAGUUCAUAGUGCGCAACGGGCAUGAGUUUGAGAGCAUUGUGCGGCAGCGGGACGCUGGGGAGGGGCGCUUUCCCUUCCUGCUGCCGGGAGACCGCUUCCACGCCUACUACCAGCGCACACUGAAAGAAGCUCUAGAGUCUGAAAGCAUUGUGCAGCAGAGGGAUGCUGGGGAGGGGCGCUUCCCUUUCUUGCUGCCUGGGGACCGCUUUCACGCCUACUACCAGCGCACACUGAAGGAAGCUCUAGAGCGGGGGUUUGUGGGGAAGAUGGUGGGGUUUAUAGCGCGCAACGGGCACGAGUUUGAGAGCAUUGUGCGGCAGAGGGGCGCUGGAGAGGGGCGCUGGAGAGGGGCGCUGGAGAGGGGCGCUGGAGAGGGGCGCUGGAGAGGGGCGCUCCCCGUUUCUCUUGCCGGGAGACCCGUUUUUCGCACCCACUACCAGCGAACACUCAAGGAGGCUCUGGAGAGUCUAGUUGCUGGAGUGAUGCGGGGUGUGGUGGGGAAGGUGGAGGGGUGUGGCGGGGAAGGUGGAGGGGUGUGGCGGGGAAGGUGGAGGGGUGUGGCGGGGAAGGUGGAGGGGUGUGGCGGGGAAGGUGGAGGGGUGUGGCGGGGAAGGUGGAGUGGAGUGGUGGGGAAGGUGGAGGGGAGUGGUGGGGAAGGUGGAGGGGUGUGGCGGGGAAGGUGGAGGGGUGUGGUGGGGAAGGUGGAGGGCCACCCCCUCGCCCUCGCCCCCCCACUGCGGUCCUACCAGGCGAACUGCCCGUGCCUGCAUGCCUCUCUCUCACUCCUCCCCUCCUUCUCCACUUUCCCCCCAUUCCUGCCCCUCACCUCCUCCACCACAGCGCGCCAAUGCCCCUCUUGUGUUGAUGCCUCAGCCAUCCCCUCAAGCUCGGGCCCCCACUGCCAUGCUGCCAGGAAAACUGCAUGUCCUUCUCCUCUUCCUGCCACAAUCUCAUUCUUGCUCCCCCCUGUCCUCUUCCUUGUCUCCUUUCCUAUCCGCCUCUUAUCCUGUCCCCACAUUCCCUUCCCCCCCACAGCGCGCCAAUGCCCCUCUGGUGCUGAUGCAUCAGCCGCCCCCCCGCCCUCGGCCCCCCACUGCCGUGCUGCCCGGCAAACUGCCCGUGCCUGCAUGUCUCUCUCUCAUUCCGCCUCCUGCCCCUUCCGCCCCCCCGCCCUCGCCCCCCCACUGCCGUACUGCCAGGCAAACUGCCCGUGCCUGCUUGUCUCAGUCUCAUUGCUUCCGUUCUUCCCCUCUAUCCCCAAUCCUCUCCCCCUUCUCCUUUUCUGUCCUCCCCCCCCACAGCGCGCCAAUGCUCCUCUGGUGUUGAUGCCGCAACCGCCCCCUCGUCCUCGCCCCCCCACUGCUGUCCUUCCCGGGAAGCUGCCCGUGCCUGCUGUCCGCAAACUGAGGGAGGCAGAGGCGGGUGUGGUUCUAAGAGAUGUGACUCUAGCGGGAGGGGAGUCUGGUAGGGGUGGUGAGGCGGAGGGAGGGGAGGAGGAGCGUGAGAGGGAGAGGGGGGAGGAGAAGGGGGAGGGAGCUGAGGGUGGAAAGGGUGGGGAGGGGAGUGAGAGUGAGGGAGAGGAGGGGACCAAGGGUGGGGAGGGGAGUGGGAGCGAGGGAGAGGAAGGGGAGAUACGAGGGCAGGCGGGAGGGAAGAGGGGCAAGAAAAGGGGCGUGCAAGAGUCGGAUGAGGAGGGGGAGAGUGGGGAGAUUGUGAGUGAGGGGGAGGGAGAGGAGGGAGAGAAGGGAGAGAAGGGAAAGAAGGGAGGAGAAGGAGGGGGUGAUAAGGAAGAGGAGGGGAGCAGAGAAGCAGCAAAGGGGGCAGCUGUGGCUGGUGGUAGGCUCAGUGCCGCAGCAGUGGCAGCAGCAGUGCGUGCAGCGACGAGCAGAUUCCUUCCCUCCUCUCACACCGCUUCUUCUGCCCUUCCAGCUGCUGCAGCAACAACCGGUGCUGCUGCCACUUCCACUGCUCCCUCUGUUUCACCCGCUGCUGCACCCGCCAAGGCUGCUGCUUUGGUGUUUGGAGAGGAAGAGACUGAGGGUGGGGCCGGGGGGAAAGGUGCUGCUGGUGGUGCUAGUGCUGGUGCUCGUGCUGCUGCUGGUUCAGGUGCUGGUAACACAGGUGGUAACCGCAUGAGCGCUGCAGCAGUGUUGGAGAUUCUGAGGGGAAGGAGGCCCGGGAGUGGACCAGGCAGGUCAGUCACUGGGCAGGGGUCUGCUCGUCCUGCUGGUCAAUCUGCUGCUGAAUUAUCUGCUGCACCUUCUGCUGCUCCUCACGCUACUGUCACUGGUGUGGCCCCUCCUCCAUCUCUCAUUCCUACUGCUGCUGCUCCUGGUGGUUCCGGUGCUGCUGCUGCUGCUGCUGUUGAUGGUGGUUCUGCUGCUGCUGGUGCUGCUGCGGUGCAAGGAGGGGCUGUUGAGGAACUAACAGCAGAGGAGCAGAGGCGGCUGGAGAGAAGGCGCAAGGCAAAGCUGUUCUCUGCCAUGCUCACCUCUACAGCCGGUGCUGCAGUAGUCUGUACGUCUGCUGCAGGGAGCAGUGCUGCUGCCGCUGGCGUUCCCACAGAAAGGGGCGGGGGCACUGAUGCGGCAGCAGUAGGGGGCAGUGGUGGUGUAACCACGCAAGGGGCUGAGGUUGCUCUGGCGGCAGCGGCGGCAGCUGCAGCAGCAGCAGUGGCCAAGGCACUGCCCCUUCUUGGCUUGUCAGGACAGGUUGAUGCUGGCGUUGGGAAGGGUGGAGGGGGAGGAGGGAGGGCAAGCAAAGGAGCAACGGGAGGAGCAUUUGGAGGGGCAAAGGCAGAGGUUAAUGGAGUGGAAAGUGGAUCGGUUAAGAUGGGGAAGGGGAAAGUUGGAUUGAAGGGAGAAGCAGAAGCAGGUUGUGCAGUGGGGAAAGAGGAGAGCAGGGAGGAGGGGGAGAGGAGCGAUGAAGAGGAGAGAAGGGAGGACGGGGAGGAGGAUGGGACGGAAAGGGGGAGGUCGAGGAAAAAUGAGAUGGGGAGUGGAAAGAGGAGGGUCCUCGUCCCCCUCAUCUCCCUCUCGGUCACUUAG